CCGUAUCUGCUCUCCUGUCUGGGAGAGUUUCCUCCGCAAAGUAAGAUCCGCUAUUUUGUUGGAUGUUAUUGCCACAGACAACCAUCUUUUCUCGAAGCCAACUAAACUGUGGCGAGGAACUGAGUGGGGAGCUGUCAGUCCCACUUUGCCAGUAUUUGGACCAACCAUAACCCUCGAAUAGCUUUAUUCGUAGACAGUGCGGUGGAGGCAAAAUUUUAUCAACUCAAAAAAAAAGAAUCAAUUCGUGAAAUACAUCAAGAUCACCGACCAACACCCCGAAUCAUGUCAUGCGAAUCAUGUACAGGCUGUUUUGAGGCAGCACCCUGCAGUUCUCCAUCACCUUCGACCAAUGGCCAUAUAUCAAAGGAAUACCGUCAUUUUCUCAAGGCGGCAAAGUUCUGCACAGCUUUCCAGACUGAUCAGACUGAGGAACAAGCAACAUCGGACUUGGAGACGGACAUGAACAUGGAUCGGAAGAAGAGGAAGCAGCAGGAGAACUUGGACCAUGCCUUCAAUACUUUAAUAGGCAUCCUUGCCAACAAUCAGUUCACAGCACAAACAUACCUCGCACUCGCGUACCGGCAAUUAGGACCAACGGAAUUCCUGCAGCUGGCCCGGUCACUGGCCCACCAUGGCUUUUGGGGUCGGCUGAUCACCUGGGCCUCGUUCUAUGUCAAAGAGGAUAGCAAGCAGCUGCAAUUGCUGCUCGACCAACAUAGCUCGGAGCUAUCCCAGCAUGUGAACGAUGAGGCUGAAAUGUUUGAGGUUUUCAAUCCUGCCGUGAACUGUCAACGUGUCAAGUGGAGCAUCGAUCCUAUACCCUCUUUGUAGCAAAUAGCGAAAUAAUACAUAUAAUACAGAUUCAAUCUGUCUCUUCUCCAUGCG
Molecule: messenger RNA, 885 nt
Organism: Gamsiella multidivaricata
Lineage: Eukaryota; Fungi; Mortierellomycota; Mortierellomycetes; Mortierellales; Mortierellaceae
Exons: 2
Coding region: 283-831 (182 amino acids)
Source: RefSeq, a predicted model, not a curated record